AUGACUGUUGGUGGUACCAAAAUCCUCUUAUCAUACUUCAAUAUAGAUAGAAAGCAAGUUCUUGAAUCAUCUGAUUUGUGCAAAUGUUUGUUUUCUCAGACUGGUGAUCUUGUUCUGUACUUUUUGUGGCGUUUGAUGCACAUUCUUGUGAGCGUAUGGUACAUUGUUUUGGAUAGGGACGAGAAACUUGAGCGCGGUCUCAUGUCAUUAGGAGUGAAAAAUCACUAUAGUCCAAUUGAUGUUGGCAAAAUCCGGAAUCUAGCUAUUGUAAUGGAACCCAAAUACGGUUAUGAGCUUAUGAAUGUUGUUGAACUUAUCCAAUGGCUAAGAACCAUCGGAGUGAAGCAUGCUUAUCUUUUUGACUCAGAAGGUUCAGUGAUGCAUUUGAAAGUCUCCGGUUAUCACAUUGUAUGA
Messenger RNA from Arabis nemorensis, 414 nucleotides. The record is from the annotation of a GenBank genome assembly. Lineage: Eukaryota; Viridiplantae; Streptophyta; Magnoliopsida; Brassicales; Brassicaceae.